CUCUGUUACGACAAUGUCAGACCGUGCAACUACAGUGGUCAAAGCGCUCGCAGUAGGCAGCGCAUCCUACCUCGCAGGGUACAUCACCGCCUUCUCCCUGUCCAUCCCCGCCGUCGCCCUCUCCCCCGCCACCCUCGCAGCCCAACAAUGGCGCAACCUCUUCCACACAGGGAUGCACACCGCUCCCCCCAUCGCGGCCUUCGCCGCUGCAGGAUUCGCAUUCCUCUCCUUCUCCGAGGGGCACACCACCCUCCGCGGGCGGGUAUACGCAGCUGCGGGCGCACUCACGCUCUCUAUCGUGCCGUACACGCUGGGCCUGAUGAGGCAGACGAACGGCAGGCUGCUGGAGUGCGCAGAGCGGAAAGAGCUGACGGAGGACGAAGUUGCACGCGAGGAGGGCAGGGCGUGUAGGGAAGAGAGGGAGGAGAGUGAGGUGCACAGUUUGUUGGAGAAAUGGAGGAAGCUGAAUUUUGGUCGGGCCCUCGCUCCGACCCUUGGGGCGGCACUGGGCUGGUGGGCGGUCUUGGGUUGGUAGUGAGAGAAAAAGGACGCUUAGGCAUAAAGAAUUGGCUUGUAUUGUAUUCCAUUGGGGGAUUAUACAUUGAGAUUGAGUAAGUGCACGUCUCGCCCCGAUGGGGGCUUGAAUAUGCCAACAUCCGUUGCCCACGAUCACGAUCACGUAUAUACCGUCUUAGGCGCAUCCGGAUCCUGAGGCAUAGUCCAUUCCGGCAGAGGUGUACUCCUAAGCUCCCACACAUCCUCACUACUCCUCCCCAUCCUCCUCCUCGCCCACCAUUCCCCCCUCCGCCUUAUCCACCGUUCCCUGCGUUCUUCAGCGCUGAACGCUUUCAGCGACAGGCAGAACAUGAAUUCCUCCAUCUUGCCCGCGCUCGUUCCGCUGAGGUUGCCGUACCUGUACAAAGACCGGAUCUGGCUUCCUGGUAAGAAGGAACGUAAGUAGUCGUCGAUUAGCGUCGAGCAGGGAGGGAUGUCCUUUGGCUCUGGAUGGACUUUGCGCAGGAUGGCCUCUUCCUGCUGUACGAUUUCCUCGAAUGUGUGCAUAGUCUUCGCAGCGCUGUGUGGUCCAGUCCGAGAGGGGGUAUUAGAGGAAGAGCAGGAAGAGAAGGUAGGAGGAGAGAGCAAU
Molecule: messenger RNA, 1144 nt
Organism: Dacryopinax primogenitus
Lineage: Eukaryota; Fungi; Basidiomycota; Dacrymycetes; Dacrymycetales; Dacrymycetaceae
Exons: 4
Coding region: 14-535 (173 amino acids)
Source: RefSeq, a predicted model, not a curated record